Messenger RNA from Diatraea saccharalis (sugarcane borer), 846 nucleotides. The record is from the annotation of a GenBank genome assembly. NCBI's taxonomy places the organism in Eukaryota, Metazoa, Arthropoda, Insecta, Lepidoptera, Crambidae.
AUGAAUGCCAGUCUGUAUGGGAGUUGGGGUUUAGGAGAGACGUUCCCGAGGCCAUCGCUCUUUGGUUACGUUAUACGUGUCUCAUGGCAUUGGCUUACAAUCAGUGUUUUGUUCUUUUUGAAAAAAGAGUACACAUGCAAAAUGAUCACCAUCCACCCCCGCGGCGACAUCGGCGUUACGUGGUGUGCCGCUGCCAUAUCAUUGGCGGUGGUGACAGCAACAACGUUGGCUGGCAAUAGUGCCGUUUUAUUUGCACUGAGGAGGGUGAGGCGAGCACCCGCGCACUACCCACUCGCUAGUUUGGCGACCGCAGACCUAUUGGUUGGCGCGUUCGUGCUGCCGAUUGCCGCCGCCAGAGAGCUCUUCGUGUUCCAUUUGAGUCAGUAUCAUUGGCUGAUAUGCUCCUGCUGGAGUACUCUUGACGUUUUGUGCUGUACCGCUUCCAUAUUGUCUCUAUGUGCACUGGGUUGGGAGCGGUGGUGUGGUAUAACUGCACCUCUGUCGAGGGCCCGUCGUGCCCGCCAAGCCAGACUGUACGCAGUUCUGGUGUGGCCAGUCUCAACUGUGGUGGCGAUGCCAACUGCUUUCAUACCAUCACCGAAGCAUUUCCACCCGGAUUCGCUGUGCAAAUGUGUCGUGGAUGUCGGCUGGCUUCUGUGUACAUGGCUUGGAUAUACAAACUCGGCACUAAACCCGCUCGUGUACGCGGCUGCAUCGCCCACUGUACGGCGAGCCUUACACUCCUCCCUGACCACAUCUAGUUCAACGCGACACACUGAUAUACAACUAUCACCUUGUGUACGGAGACCCGGAUUUGGUGAGUUGCACAGAACGAGAUAUUUAUGA